AUGGCGAAAAUCACCAACUUGACUGCACUAUCUACUGGUCGACUAACAGCCAAGAAGGCAUUGAAAGGUCUGGUAGCUAUGUCUGAGUCAGUAGCGGUCGUAGGAGCAGGUCUGGUGGGAUGUCUAGCGGCAAUUGCCCUUGCCAAGAGGGGUUACAAGGUGACUGUAUUCGAUUACAGGAAGGACCCUCGAGAAAAAAGUACGACAGAUCGGAAUUUGAGAUCGAUCAAUUUAGCCAUCUCAUCCAGGGGAAUUACUUCGCUUGAAUUUGUCGAUGUGGAGAUGGCCGAGAGGGUGCUUAAGGAUAUCAUUCCCAUGAAAGGCCGUAUGAUCCAUCAUUUGAAUGGCAGAGAAGAAUCGCAGAUAUAUGGAUUGUUUGGCGAAACUAUCAAUUCGAUUGAUCGCGCCGUUUUGAACAACUACCUUCUUGACGAACUGGACAGGUUUGACAGCGACAAGGUUCAGCUCAAAUUCAGCCAUAAGCUGAAAAAGAUAAAAUUCAGAGACCCGAAAGAGUUGCAGAGUUGCGUUUUCUCUACAGACGACGGCGUCGAGCAGGUCUAUGGGGUUAAUUUUAUUGUCGGUUGCGAUGGCUGCUAUUCCACAACCAGAGAUCAAAUGCAGCGGGAAGUUAGAAUGCGUUAUAGCCAGGAAUACAUCGAUUGCUGUUACAUCGAGCUUUAUAUUCCGCCCUCCAAGACGUAUGUGGAAGAGUUCAGGGGCAAUUUCUCGCUGACGCCGGACCACUUGCACAUCUGGCCGCGCCACAAGUUCAUGCUUAUUGCAUUGGCCAACAAGGAUGGCUCCUUCACCUCUACUUUCUUCGGGCCUUGGAAGCUUGUCGAGUCUCUGUUGGAGUCGAGAUCGAGAGUGGAAGAGUUUCUGCAGGAGAAUUUCCCGGAUGCGAUGGCGCUAAUGGGCCUCGAGAACGCCGUCCAAUGCUUCAUGACCUACCCUAAGGGCGCGCUCAUGUGCGUCGAGUGCGAGCCAUAUCAUGUCCCUGGAGGCAGGUGCAUCAUCCUUGGAGAUGCUGCCCACUCGAUGGUUCCAUUUUACGGCCAAGGCAUGAAUUGCGGAUUCGAAGACGUCAAAGUGUUGAUGAAACUUUUGGAUGCCAAUCAUGGAGAUCGCGCCAAAGCCUUCCAGGCAUACACCGAAACGAGACACCGAGAUCUGACCGCGAUAAUCAAGCUGGCUGUCAGGAACUACAGGGAAAUGUCUCAUGAUGUAACAUCAAUGGCUUUCCUGCUAAAGAAGAAGAUAGACAGUUGGUUAGGCAAGCUCUUGAAGGACACAUGGCUACCACUUUACACCAUGGUCUCGUUCAGAGCCGAUAUACCCUAUAGCAAAGCAGUCGCCAUCUCGAAUAGACAAAACAAGAUAUUGAAUGUCAUUCAAGCUCUAGUUGUUGCUUCCGUCAGCGUUUUGGGAUAUAAAGCAUUGAGAUUGUGUUACCCAAUAAUCAGAAGGCUUAAGCGUUCUUGA
Messenger RNA from Torulaspora globosa, 1485 nucleotides. RefSeq names its product kynurenine 3-monooxygenase (gene BNA4). The transcript has a single exon. Gene Ontology annotation, molecular function: NAD(P)H oxidase H2O2-forming activity; FAD binding; kynurenine 3-monooxygenase activity. The coding region runs from base 1 to 1485 and encodes 494 amino acids. The record is from RefSeq and is a predicted model, not a curated record. Gene Ontology annotation, biological process: quinolinate biosynthetic process; NAD+ metabolic process; L-tryptophan catabolic process. Gene Ontology annotation, cellular component: mitochondrial outer membrane. Lineage: Eukaryota; Fungi; Ascomycota; Saccharomycetes; Saccharomycetales; Saccharomycetaceae.